AUGACAUCGUCUUCUGCUACGAGUGCAACACAGUCUACCCCUACGUCCUCGCCACCACCAGUCGACAUGGACAAUGAAACCGCGUCCAGUGCGAUGCAAAAAGAGGAAGAGCGCAUGAGGGCACAACGCGAGAAGAAUGACGCAAAACGAGAUGCGCAAUUGGAAAAGGAACGGCAAGAGGACCUCAAGAGUGGCAAGGAUGUUCUGGAUAAGAAGUUUCAGCAACUGGAGUUCUUGAUGAACAAGAGCAAAUUAUAUGCGACGGUAAUGCUUGCACAAAUGCAACGACAAGAAGACGAAGAAAAAGCACAAGACGAAAAGACCCAAGGGCAGAGUUCGAAGCGCGAACAGAAAGCUGAGAAAGCAGCAGCUGAAUCACAGCGGCGAGCCACACGCGGCUCCGUAACGAAUGGCGCACCAACACCUAACCAGGAGCCUGAAGACACCUCACAAAAGAAGAAAGGGCGUGGCAGGCCGAAAAAAGGAGAACCCAAGAUAUCAAGUUACUUCAAGAAAGCGGAUGUGGAGAAGAAGACGGAUAAAACGAACGUUACAGAAGCAUUACAGGAUGCGGCCGACGAGGACAACGUAAAGCCGGGCGAAAUCGGGAUGCAGAAUCUCAAGUCGGCGCGACAACCGAAACUGGUGACGGGAGGCACGAUGCGUUCAUAUCAAUUGGAGGGUCUCGAAUGGAUGCUGUCACUAUACGAGAAUGGCAUCAACGGCAUUCUUGCUGACGAAAUGGGUUUGGGUAAGACGAUCCAAACCAUUGCCAUGCUUGCGCAUCUUUGGGAGAAUAAAUCAUAUGGACCCUUCCUUAUCGCAGCACCCCUCAGUACAACGAGCAACUGGGUUGCGGAAUUCAAGAAGUGGACACCGAGUAUGCCAGUCAUGCUGUAUCACGGUGAUAAGAAAGAACGGGAGAGACUACGCAAAACAAGGCUUAGGAACCCGGGAACUGACCAAUUCCCUAUCAUGGUCACUAGCUAUGAAAUCUGCAUGAAUGAUCGCAAGUAUCUCACAAGUUUUGGAUGGCAGUUCAUCAUCAUUGAUGAAGGACACCGCAUCAAGAACCUCGACUGCCGCCUCAUCCGCGAGCUUCAGCAAUUUCAGUCCGCGAAUCGUCUGCUCAUCACAGGAACACCACUACAGAAUAACCUGACGGAGCUUUGGUCGUUGUUGCAUUUCUUACUCCCAACCGUGUUUGAUAAGCUCUCUACGUUCGAAAGCUGGUUCGAUUUCUCUGGCUUGAAAGACAAGUCGAGCUAUGAGAGCCUCCUAUCAGAGGAAAGACAACAGUACCUCGUCAAAUCGCUUCACGCGAUACUGAAACCAUUUCUGCUACGCCGAGUUAAAACGGAUGUGGAAAGUCUUAUGCCAAAGAAGCGCGAAUAUGUCCUCUAUGCGCCUCUGACUACCAUGCAAAGAGAACUAUACCAAGCCAUCCUUGAUGGCACGAGUCGCUCGUAUCUCGAAGACAAAGCAGUUGAGAGACUCAGCGUUGGUCUUCCCAGUCGAGCGGGAACGCCUCUCAGUGUUCGUAGCAACAAUAGCAGCCUUAAGCGGAAGGCAUUCGACGGCGUUGAUACACCCAGCAAGAGUGCAAAAACAUCACGAGCAGAUACGCCUGCAUCAAUGGCAUCUACUCGGAGUCGCGCAAAACCAAAGAGGAACUACGAAGAAGUCAGUGACUCUGAAUACUUCGAUAGCCUUGAAAAGCCAGAGAGCGCAUCAUCAGAGCAGGAAGAAGAGUUGGAUUCGGAUACGGAAGAAGAUCGGAUCCGCGCCGCAACGUUCGAAAUCGCAAAGCGUCAACUGAUGCAGAAGAAGCUCGGUAAUCCGAUCAUGCAGCUACGUUUAUGCUGCAAUUCGCCCUACAACUUCUUCAAUCCCUUCCUCAAGACUGAGAUAGAAGGAUCCGAGACAUUUGCGAGCGAGAUCGAGCCUGAUGAAACCCUAGUAUCUACGUCUGGAAAGAUGCUGCUCCUUGACACUUUGCUACCAGAGCUGAUCAAACGGGGGCACAAGGUUCUCAUUUUCUCUCAAUUCACCACGACGUUAGACCUUUUGGGACAAUACUUGGAUUUGAGAUCGUGGAAGUAUGCUCGUAUCGACGGAUCAGUUGCACAAAGUGAUCGUCAGGAACAAAUACUCGCCUUCAACAAGCCGAAUAAGUCGAAAGAUGCCACAGACAUCUUUAUUCUAUCCACGCGCGCGGGAGGUCAAGGUAUCAAUCUUGCAGCAGCCGACACUGUCAUUCUCUUUGACAGCGACUGGAACCCACAGCAGGAUCUCCAAGCCAUGGACCGCGCUCAUCGCAUUGGUCAAACACGGAAUGUCAUAGUUUACCGCUUCGCAACGCGCAACACUGUGGAGCAAAAACUGCUCGAAUCAGCUGAAGGAAAACGCAGGCUCGAGAAGCUGGUCAUUCGCAAAGGUGGCGUUCGCAACGAAAGAGGAAAAGCAAGAGGGAAUGACAAGGAGCAAGAAGUCGAAGAGCUGCAAAAGCUUCUGCGGCGAAGCGACGGCGAAAAGUUCGACAUUGAAGGCACCGAAGGCGGGAAGCUCAUGAGUGAUGCAGAGCUGGAGAUUCUAUUGGAUCGAAGCGACGAUGCUUAUAUCAGUGCUGAAGAAGGUCUCGAUACUGGUGGUGAGGGAUCGAUGUUCAAGGCCGUCGGAAAGCGAGAGGAGGGUGCGCUCAUGGAAGGACUACGGGCCGUGUGA
Plenodomus lingam JN3 is the source of this 2724-nucleotide messenger RNA. RefSeq lists its product as uncharacterized. NCBI's taxonomy places the organism in Eukaryota, Fungi, Ascomycota, Dothideomycetes, Pleosporales, Leptosphaeriaceae. The record is from RefSeq and is a predicted model, not a curated record. Gene Ontology annotation, molecular function: DNA binding; ATP-dependent chromatin remodeler activity; ATP binding. Gene Ontology annotation, cellular component: nucleus.